GUGCUUGGGGCGCCGCCGUCAUAAUCAAAGCAACAGCAACAGAAAUUUUCGGUAAACCGUGGCGUAGUCUCUCAGUUAGUUUUUUACUUUUGAAUAGAGAGGUUGGUUGGUGGAUGAAGGAAUUAAGUACCAAAAGCAAUACAACGGCAGUGACAGUGAACGGCGCCACUGUGUGGUGUUUUAUAUGUGUGUAUAUUUGAGAGUGUGCGUUUGUUGAAACAAACUUACCCGCUGCUGCUGCUGCUUCUUCUUUUGAGAUACUACAAGUAAACAUAUACACAUACAUACAUACUCGUGACUCUCGGUCGUUGUGUCGGUUCGUCUCAUCGCCGUUGUCGCCAUCGUUGUUGUCAUCGUCACCAGGCGGACUCGACAGUCUAGUCAGAUGGUGAGCGACCGAGCGACAGAGAGCGAAUGUGCGUUGGCUCUCAAUGUGUGUGUAGGUGUGUGAGUGAGCCAGUGUGCGUGUACUGUUAGUGUAUGCUAUGCACCUUAAUACAUCUACUCUCUGAGUGUGGGCCAUCAGUGCGCGAGUGAGAGAGCGCGGUGGUGAUAAAUUUUUUUUGUUGGCACAAAGUAAAAAUAUAACAGAAUAAAAAAAAUCGUUCAAAAUGACUGAGCCGUGGCGCAGUAAAAGUUAAAGAAGAAUGUAACAAACGCUCAAGAACUGAAUUGGAGCAAUCCACCUCCCCCAAAACACUAAAUCAAAAACUAAGGGGAAAUUUUGGAUUUCAAUGCAAUUUCAUUUUGCUAAUUAUGUAGCCUACUCUCUGUUGCAGCGGCGAAGGCUUUCUAUACCCUCUACCCAAAGGGUAAAAAGAGUAUAUUAGAUCGUUGUCUUCAAUCCCAAUGUCAGCUAUUGUAACUCGGAACAUGUAUUUAAAAAGUGGCCUAGGGAAACGAAGAAAAAGAGCCAUUUGCCCGAGACUAUACUAUUGCUAGCGGUCGAACGAACGACGGGAUAGAAAGCGUAUAUAUAUAUAUAAUUAUAUAUAUGUAUGUGCCUCAUCAAGAGUGUGGGACAGAUAAAACAAUAAACAAAUUAUUAUAAGAAAUUAAUUUCAACAGAGAAGACUAGAUAGCGUCUUGAACUUAAGUCUUCUUGUUAAAUAAAAUAAAAACCCUCUUAGCCUGCUACUCUAAAACAUUGGCGAGAAGUCUGGAAGACAAGGCUUUAUUGGCAACAUAAAGUGAAUUGAAGGAAGACGACUUGCCAGAAGAUUUUCAAGAAUUAACUCGCCGUCUAGGCCGCCAUGACAAUUAUACUCUUUCUGGUGGACACGUCAUCGUCCAUGUGCCAGAAGGCGUAUGUGAAUGGAGUGCAAAAAACCUAUUUAGAUAUUGCUAAAGGUGCUGUGGAGACGUUCCUUAAAUAUAGACAGCGUACACAGGACUGUUUAGGGGAUCGUUAUAUGCUGUUAACGUUUGAGGAGCCGCCAGCAAAUGUGAAGGCUGGUUGGAAGGAGAAUCAUGCUACGUUCAUGAAUGAGCUUAAGAAUCUGCAGAGUCAUGGUCUAACCUCAAUGGGCGAAUCACUGCGCAAUGCUUUCGAUCUAUUAAAUUUGAAUCGUAUGCAAUCGGGGAUUGAUACAUACGGACAGGGACGUUGUCCAUUCUAUUUGGAACCGUCGGUUAUUAUUGUAAUUACGGAUGGCGGUCGCUACUCGUACCGAAAUGGCGUCCAUCAGGAGAUCAUACUGCCGCUCAGUAAUCAAAUACCGGGCACCAAGUUCACCAAAGAGCCCUUCCGAUGGGAUCAGCGUCUGUUCUCGCUGGUGCUGCGCAUGCCGGGCAAUAAAAUUGAUGAACGCGUCGAGGGUAAGGUGCCCCACGAUGAUUCGCCCAUAGAGCGUAUGUGUGAGGUGACGGGCGGACGUUCAUACCGUGUCCGAUCCCACUACGUGCUAAACCAAUGCAUCGAGAGUUUGGUACAAAAGGUCCAGCCGGGUGUGGUGCUGCAGUUCGAGCCGUUGCUGCCAAAGGAUGGCGUAGCAACAGGGAGUGGCGGCAGUAGCUCCAGCAGCGAUGCCGUGCCCGACAUUGUCUUCCAACCGAUCAAGAAGAUGAUUUAUGUGCAAAAGCAUAUAACGCAGAAGACCUUUCCCAUUGGGUAUUGGCCGUUGCCAGAACCCUAUUGGCCGGACUCGAAGGCCAUCACAUUACCGCCCCGCGAUGCACAUCCUAAGCUCAAAAUCCUCACGCCGGCCGUCGAUGAACCGCAAUUGGUGCGUAGCUUCCCUGUCGAUAAAUACGAGAUAGAAGCAUGUCCCCUAACACUGCAAAUUCUCAACAAACGCGAGAUGAACAAAUGCUGGCAGGUCAUCGUUACGAAUGGCAUGCACGGGUUCGAACUGCCCUUUGGGUACCUGAAGGCAGCUCCCAAUUUCACGCAAGUCCAUCUGUAUGUGCUCGCCUAUAAUUAUCCAGCACUGCUGCCGCUGCUUCACGACCUCAUACACAAAUAUAAUAUGAGUCCGCCAAACGAUUUGAUGUACAAAUUCAACGCGUAUGUCCGCUCCAUCCCACCCUAUUAUUGUCCAUUCUUGCGGAAAGCGCUGGUCAACAUUAAUGUGCCGUACCAAUUGCUGCAAUUCCUGUUACCCGAGAAUGUCGAUAACUAUUUGUCGCCCACCAUUGCCAAUCAGUUGAAGCACAUUAAGAAUACGGCCAAGCAGGAUCAGGAGAACCUCUGCAUGAAGGUCUACAAGCAAUUGAAGCAACCGAAGCCGCCCUAUCGGCAAGUGGAGACGGCCAAGCUAUGUCCGGGCUCCUCGCUGCGUCGCGAUCUGGUGCGGCAUCCGUUGCUGCGUGACACAUUUGCCAAACUGCAUUCAGAGAUUGAACCGUUGGAGAAUUAUACGAUUGUGGUGCCACAGCUGACACAUCAAUCAUCAGCGAAAACGUAUCGCAAUCCCUUCGAUAUACCGCGACGCGAUCUUGUGGAGGAAAUUGCACGCAUGCGUGAUACAUUUUUGCGACCAGCCACAGCGGUGGCCAAAGAUUCGGGCCAUUGUCUGCCCAUUGCCGAAAUGGGCAACUAUCAGGAGUAUUUGAAGAACAAGGACAAUCCGUUGCGCGAAAUCGAACCCACAAAUGUUCGACAACAUAUGUUUGGCAAUCCGUACAAGAAGGAUAAGCAUAUGGUGAUGGUGGAUGAGGCUGAUCUGAGUGAUGUCGCGCCCAUGAAGUCGCCGAACGGCAGUGGCGGUUCUUCGGGCGCAGCAGGACCCGGUGGUGGUGGAGGUGGAGGAGGAGGUGGCGGCGGUGGUGGUGUCAUGUCAGGUCUGGGUGCCGGACCGAGCGGCAUGUCCGGCCUAAUGCUGGGCUCCCCGGGCGGCAGCAGCGGCGGCGGCGGUCUCGGCCUCAAGAAAUUGGAUGGCGCCUCACGGGGGCGCAAACGUAAAGCGGGACCAUUACCACGUGCCUUUGAAUUCCGACGCCUGUCCACAGACUCCGCACGUUCCUCGAGCGCGCUAAGCACAAGCAGCGCCGAAGGCGCCGACACGUCCAGCCCCGCAACCUACGAUGAGGACAGCAACAGCUCCUAUGCCUCAUCCGUUUGUUCGGACGCAUCCAGCGAUUCGGGCAUGUCGAUGCACACAACCAACCGAAUGGCCGGCAUCAGCUUUGACUUCAACGAGGAGGAGUCUAGCGAGCAGGAAACCGCACUCAACGGCUAUGUUCACAACUUCAUCAAUGGCAUCAGUGAGGAUAGUGUCAUCGCUGAUGCUGAUGCGUCAACAGCGAAUGGCGCCACAACAGUAACAACAGCAGUUGCUGGCACGCCGGCGGCGGCAGCAACAGCAGCACUAACAGGCAGCGGCAGCGCAAAUCUUCUAACGCCCAACAACCUAAUGACGUCAGUUAGUACAAAUGCAAGCAAUGGCAGCAGCUCAGAGAACUGCGCCCUCGCGGCCAAUGCAGCAACAACAACGUUAGGCGUCAGCGGCAACAUUAACCACAAUAGCAGCAGCAGCAGCAGUAGCACCAGUGGUGUGUUUUAUUUACCACUCAAUGGACUGACCACACAUCAUGCUGCAUACAGCAGCAGCAACAUAAACACGGAUGGCAUUACCAAAACGGGCCACCUGAGUCUGGCCAAUGGAUAUAGCCAUCAUGCGCAUCUGCAACAUCUGCAGCAUGCAACCAACAGCUUAUUAUCCCCACCUGCUACAACAGCCAUACAAAGCACAACGUCUGCAGCCUCAGUCGCGACAAAUUCGUCACUAGCUGCUGGCAGCAAUGCCGCAACAAGUAGCAGCAGCAGUAGCAGCAGCAGCAACAUUGGCAGUAGCAGCAGCAUCUCCAAUUCUACAACUUAUUACAGCCACAAUGACAUUAAUGAUGCUUCGGAGAUUUCACGCAUACUACAGACCUGUCACAAUGGCAACGGAUCUUCGGGCAACUCCUCACUGAAUGGUGAUAGUGUUGGGGCUAGUUCAAGUCUGGCCGGCGAUAGCGAAUUGUUGGGCAGCAGCAAUAGUUUUGAUAGCCUCAAACGGGAGAUGGGCAAAACGGCGGCGAUAACAACGCCGCAUUUCUAUUGGGCGAGUGCCAUGCAGCACAAUAACAACAACAACAACAUUAGCGGCAGCAAUAAUCAUCACAAUAACAAUAGCCACCAAACCACAACAAGCAUGAACAACGCCACCAACAACAACAGCAAUAACUGCCUUAAAGCCCUCGAUGCCAAAACAGCGCCCACUUACAGCAACAACAGCAGCAGCAUCAACAGUAGCAGCAUGAGCAGCGGCAGUAGCAGUUUCAGCAGCGGCAGUAGCAGCAUCAGCAGCAGUAGCAACAACAACAACAAUAAUAAUAACAACAACAGCAGCAGCAACACCAACAACAAUGGCGAUUCUGCGACACUCAUCCACAACACACUUACCGAAGAACAACGCGAAUUGGCGCGCAAACACAACAUUAAUUUGCGUUUACAAAUCUUUCGUGAUAUACGCCGACCUGGGCGGGACUAUAGCCAAUUGCUGGACCACCUGAAUCUGAUAAAGGGCGAUCACGAGAUGAAGAGCGACUUCAUUGAGAUGUGCAUUGAGGAGUCAAUGAGAUUUCGCAGACACCAAAUGGUGCACAGCAUACAGGACUGGUGGGAUCGGAAGCAGCAACAGCUGGAGAGCACAAAGAGUUAACGUUUACUGUUGUGGAACUGAGCGUGUGCCACGUUCGAAGCAGCACCAGCAGCGGCAACAACAACAGCAGCAAUGGCAGCAACAACAACACGCAACAUGUCUGUGAUGUCAUCAAAAACAACAACAACAACAGUAAAAAAAAACCAAUACAAUAUUUAAUUAAACGUUCUCGUAAAUUUCCAAUAUUUGCGUCGUCGUCUAAAAGGGACCCCAAAAUAGAUCAUAAAUUAGCAACUAAACUGAAAAACAAUAAGGAGUAGAAGCGAAGAAGAAGAAGACGAAGCGGUGGAAUAUGAACAAUAACAACCACAACAACAAAAACAAAAACAACGUAGACGAAUGCCUAAUGUAAAUAAACGCCAAUGGGGCGUGAAAUUGUGGGGCAAAUUAGUUGUAAAAAAAAAGAAAGAAAGUAACAAACAAACAAACAAACAACAAAAAACAUUACAUGUGUAAGCGAAAUGUAAAAUAUUCUUAAAUUAGGUAUUCAACAUUUAUUAUCAUUAGAAUUAUUAUUAUAAUUUGUUAACAGCAUUAACGUGUUAACAAUUCGCUUUGUAUCCUCAGUUCUGAAGAACAAAAUUUCUGCUGUUUAAAUAUUAUUAUUAAUAUUAUGAUUAUUAUUUCGCGUUUGAGUUUACUCUAAAGGCCCGUUUUUUUUUUUAAAUUUGUAUUUUAUGCUCAUUUUUUUUUUUUUUUGAACAUUUUAUUAUGUAGAGCCACACACACGCCCCCACACAUACAUACAUACAUAGAUUUAUAAUAUAUCGUAUUUAUAUUAUAAUUGUUCAGAAUGCUUCUCUUUUUCCUAAUUUUAAUUUAAGUUCAAUUGUUUAAUCGGUAGAGUGAGGAAGAAUUCUAGCGCUUAAGUGAAUCUGUGUAAUUUUGUUGAAAGAAAGAAAAUAUAAACAACAAUUAAGUUGCAAACAAAAAGCUUAAAUAAAAUAGAAACACACACAAACAAA
This is a messenger RNA of Scaptodrosophila lebanonensis, 6112 nucleotides long. RefSeq names its product integrator complex subunit 6 (gene IntS6). The record is from RefSeq and is a predicted model, not a curated record. Gene Ontology annotation, biological process: snRNA 3'-end processing. Gene Ontology annotation, cellular component: integrator complex. Lineage: Eukaryota; Metazoa; Arthropoda; Insecta; Diptera; Drosophilidae. Bases 1254 to 5147 code for a protein of 1297 amino acids. The transcript has 3 exons.